AUGCUGUCUCGUUUUAUCUCGAAAUCCUCACAUCUUCGAUUAUUCUCUCUACUUUCCCACAAAACCCAAUUCCUCUUAAACCCUAAACCCUCCUUUCCAUAUUUCUUCUCCACUGGUAACAGCAAAGAUUCAACUUCUGAUUUCCAGAAACCUUGGAGUUUUGAUGAAGGAGAACCAGUGUUCGAUGUUGUUGGAGAAACUGAGAUGUUGGGUUUUGAAGAGGAGAAAAAGAUUCUUCAAUUGGAACAGAAAGCUCUUACUCAGGUUCUUAAAGGUUCUUGUACCGAUGAUGAAUUGACAAUCAAAAAGAAUAAACUUAGUAAUCCCUCAGUAAUUUUGGAAGUAAUUGAGACUAUCAAGGGCGGUGGGGAGGAUUUGAGGCACAAGUUAAUUUUGGCGGCUUCAAAACUAUCACUCAACUCCGUUAUUGAGAUUUUUGACCUUUUGAAUGAACAAAGAAUAUCUGGAUUGAAGUUCUUUAAUUGGCUUCGGGUUUCGCAUCCUGAAUUUUAUCGCAGUGCUUAUGUCAAUAGUCUGAUUAUAUGUAAUUGUGGAUGGUUAGAUGACUAUAAAACAAUGAUCUCUUUGUUGGAGGAGUUUAAGGCUGAAAAAACUUGUUUAACUGACAAGGCUUUUGGGUUCUUAACUGUAGUUGGAUCGAGUAAGGAUUCAUUGAUAAAUUCGACCAAAAAAGUGGUUGAUAUGCUGAAUGAUGUUGGAGGAUCCUGUCGUGGUUCUGGUGUCUAUGGAUUAAUCGAGAUGUUCUGUUGCUUGGACUUGUUCGAUAUGGCAGCAUUUGUAACAGAGAUCACUGAAAGAACAGCUUCGCACUACAAUAUUUUGAUCCGUAAAAGGUGUCGAGCAGGCCAAAUCGAAGAAGCACGAGCUAUUAUCAAAGAGAUGUCUGAAUUUGGUUGUUCUCCUAACACCAAGUCAUAUAACUACCUGCUUGGCUCAUUGUGUAAGAAUGAUAAGAUGGAGUAUGUGAAUACUGUGCUCGAAGAAAUGAGAAAUAAGGGUCUUAAUGCAGAUGCAAUUACUUUUGAAACUUUAGUAUAUCAUUCAUCUAGUCGUGGUCAAGUUGACUUUGCCUCUAAAUUUUUGAAUUUGAUGGUAAAUAUGAAUGUGGAACCUCGUUCUACUACUCAUGUUGCAUUUCUUAAAGUGUUGCUUGAAGCAGGAGAGCGUGAGAAAGCAAAUAAGUAUGUGAUUGACAUGAGUGCCAAGUAUAACCACUCUGUCAAUACACUAUACAGCUUGCUUGUAAGACUUCAUCGGAAGAAAGGAGACAUUAUGACUGCUCAAAACAUUCUCAAUGAAAUGAUUGACAAGGGUCUCAAGCCGGACUUUGGAAUUUUCAUUGAAAUUGUAAAGCAGCUCCAGAAGACUGGCAGGAAAACUUUAGCUCGAGAUCUUAGGACGAAAUACUCUGGUUUCUAUUGUAGUACAAAAGCUAACAAUUCUUUAUCCAAUCCUUUUGUCCCAUGCCAAGGUUGAAUGUAUCUCUCUAGCUGGUUUGUCUGUGGAAGAAAGCUUGGGAGUGUGCAUUAUUUGCUUUUUGCCGAAAAGUUGAUUGAAGAAAAUUUUCAGGUAUUUGACCUGCUCUCUACUUCACUCUUUUGCGCUGGAACUCAUACAAUGCCUCCUUCAUUGCCUCUGCCAUUGACUUUGUCUCGCCUCUCCUCAGCCUCCAUCAACGUCACCUGCAUUACACCUCCCAAGGUUUGAUUUUCUCCUUCUUGUCAGCUUCAGCUCCCUGGGUUUUUGGCUAAUAUUCAGUUUUUAGUAUCUAUAUUGUGCACUUUGUGUUACUCAAGUAUUUUUACUUCACCUUCUUGCCUCUGGUUUCUACUUUCAAUCCUCUUUAUUUAUUGAAUGUAUACAGAUAUGUGCAUCGGUAACCAUCUGAAGCUAAGAACCUAAUCAAUCACAUAUAGAUACAGAGGAAAUAACGACACAACGUGCCUAGCAAUACUGCUGGUCAGGUUGUUGUUUUUUUCGCAAAGUUUCACAUUACUCUUGUUUUCACUACUGGGUUGAGCAAAUCUUGGGCGAAAGAUUUUCCAUACUGCAGCUGUGGUUGCUGGGAGUCCAGGAAGCCAUGGUUAAUUGAAAAAAAAUAGAGGUUGCACCUCCUUAGAAAAUGAUGUUUCACCUGAAGAUUAUGUUUGGCUUCCUGUGUCACACUGAAUAUUUACUUCUGAAAAAGCAAAGCAGCUCUCUUUGGGCAAAGUGUCUAAUAAUCGUUUUCAAGUUGCAACCAAAAAAUGUCAGAGAGGCUUUGCGAGUCGGAGCUCUUAGAAAGUUGGGAAGUCCAUCAAAAAGAUCUGGUCUUUGGUUACUGGUUGUAUUUUGUGGUGCUUGUGGACAGAAAGGAACCAAAGAUGUUUUGAUGGCAUUCCAAUUGCCAUCCCUACUCAUAAGGCUAGAUGUUUGGUUAACCUCUUUAGUUGGAUCAACCUCAUCCCUGUAAUUAGUAUCGACUCUUUUUUGGAAUUCAUCAGCUCCAUUCCAUAGGUCUAUAUGAUAGUCUCUUUUGUCUUUUGUGGGCUGAUAA
Lycium ferocissimum is the source of this 2557-nucleotide messenger RNA. Its product is annotated as pentatricopeptide repeat-containing protein At1g09900-like. Gene Ontology annotation, molecular function: protein binding. Bases 1 to 1497 code for a protein of 498 amino acids. The transcript has 5 exons. The record is from RefSeq and is a predicted model, not a curated record. Lineage: Eukaryota; Viridiplantae; Streptophyta; Magnoliopsida; Solanales; Solanaceae.